Messenger RNA from Aplosporella prunicola CBS 121167, 2019 nucleotides. RefSeq lists its product as uncharacterized. Gene Ontology annotation, molecular function: asparagine synthase (glutamine-hydrolyzing) activity. The transcript is spliced from 6 exons. The coding region runs from base 1 to 2019 and encodes 672 amino acids. NCBI's taxonomy places the organism in Eukaryota, Fungi, Ascomycota, Dothideomycetes, Botryosphaeriales, Aplosporellaceae. The record is from RefSeq and is a predicted model, not a curated record. Gene Ontology annotation, cellular component: cytosol.
AUGUGCGGAAUAAGCUGCAUCAUCCACCAGGAUGACCCCACCGCAGUCGACACGACGCGACUCAGCUCGCAGCUCGACAAGAGCCUCGAAACAAUCAAGCACCGCGGCCCAGACUCGCGGGGCCAAUGGAUCAGCGGCGACAAACGAAUUGCCCUCGGCCACGUCCGGCUUGCCAUCAACGAUCUGAGCCCCGACGGCGCGCAGCCCUUCCAUGACGCGUCUGACGCCGUCCACGCCGUGGUUAACGGCGAGCUGUACGACUAUGAUGCCAUCCGUGCCGAGCUCGAGCGCGAUACCGAUUACAAGUUCAAGGGCCGCUCUGAUUGCGAGAUCGUCAUCGCGCUAUAUGAGCACUACGGCCUGAAUUUCUUGUCUAAGCUGCGUGGUGAAUUCGCGCUCUGUCUGUAUGAUGCGCGGAGACAGUUCUUUGUCGCGGCCAGGGAUCGUUAUGGCAUAAAACCGUUGUUUUGGAUGCGAGACCAGGGCAGGAUUUUGAUCGCAGCGGAAGCUAAAGCGUUUCUGCCACUAGGCUGGAAGCCUCAGUGGGAUGUCAAGAGCCUGCUUGAUGCGGGGUGGAACCACGAUGAGAGAACUUUGUUUGAGGGUGUUAAGAAGUUGAGGCCUGGGCAUUAUCUUACGUGCCAGUCGUUUAAGCACCUCGAACAGAGGCCGUACUGGGAUAUUGACUAUCCUGACAAGAGAAUGCCGGAUCCUCGCACAGAAGAGGAGAUGAUAAAAGGCGUUCAAGAGCGGAUGCUGGAAGCGGUUCGUCUUAGGUUACGUGCAGAUGUACCUGUAGGCGUGUACUUGAGUGGUGGCAUCGACUCUUCGGUAAUUGCUGGCAUGGUUACACAUCUGGUCAAAGAACGUGGAGAAAAGAUUGGAAACGAGAAGGAGACUGACCGCGUGAGCUGCUUCAGCAUAGCUUUUGAUGAAGAGAGCGGCUUCGAUGAAUCAACUAUUGCAAACCGUACGGCAGAGCAUCUGGGCGUCAAAUACUACAAGAAACACAUGAACGAAGCUGAGCUUGCUGCUCGCUUUGAGGACGCGACCUACCAUUGCGAACACCACAACCCAGACCUGAAUUAUAUCGGCAAAUACGCACUUUCCGAUGUUCCCCGAGAAGUAGGCUUCAAAGUCGUGCUGACGGGCGAAGGCGCGGACGAGAACUUUGGCGGCUAUCCUGUUUAUCUGCCCGACUAUCUGCGCGAACCUGACCUCGCCUGGCAGGCAAACACACUCCCUGAGGAGGAGCGCAUCAGGCAAUGCGAAGAGGCUGAAGAGGCGGCGAAACAGUAUUACCAGUCCGUUGGCGCGGAUGCCAGAAACAGAGGCCCUUCUGUAGCGAGACGUAUGCUCAACAACAUCACGACUGUCUCGUCGAUGACGGCCUUCACACUGCAGGUCUUUGCUCCAUGGACGGAAUGUUUUGGUCUCUGCGAUCCGCAGCUUACUAUUGCAAACAAUCCGGACGGCCGUGUCAGAGAAUGUAUCUUGAACAAGUGGCAUCCGUUGCAUGCGGCACAGUACGUUUGGUCGAAAGGACAUCUGGCCAAUAUAUUUCUUACUUGCCUGGGCGACCGGACUGAGAUGGCUCAUUCGCUAGAGGCGCGGACACCGUUCCUCGACCACCACUUGACGGAGUAUGUCAACGGACUGCCGCCGAGUGUAAAGAUCAGAUGGGACCCUAAGGAGCAAAGGUUUGUGGAGAAGUGGAUUCUGCGAGAGGCUAGUAGGCCGUUCAUUACCAAGGAGCUGUACGAGCGGAAGAAGCACCCAUACUCAGCACCUACGACGUAUCCAGCUCACGGGCCUCUGCACAGGCUCCUAUCUUGUCUGAUGACGGAGGAGAACGUGGCGAAGCUAGGCUUCGUGGAGUGGAGUAAGAUAAAAGGCCUCAUUGAGAGUGCGUUUGAGCGGGAUGAUCCCUUGGCGAUGCGCUAUGCAUUUACCAUUGCGCAAUGGGUAGUCAUCAGUCAGCGGUUUGGAGUCGAGGCUGCGAAGCCUGGGCGGCGGUAA